AGUGGCGGGACAAAGUAGCCUAUUGGCUGGUGUCACGUCGAGACGAAUCCAAACGUCGUCGUAUCGUGCCUCCUCCCUCGGUUCUUGAUCGCAGGUACAACAGAAAAAAGAGAGAAAAACGCAGCAAGAACAAAGCUGAUCAUCGCCCACAAACCUUAAAUCUUAAUUCUUUAACAUGGAUUCCGAAGGGCAACGAAUUUCUUCAAACCCCUCGGCAAUGCUGGAUGCCCUCCUAUGUCAAAGGGCUAAACUGCACGAAGAACUCCGGAAUAUUGAAAAACAGGUAUAUGAUAUGGAAACGAGUUAUUUACAGGACCCAAGUCAAUGUGGCAAUGUCUUGAAAGGUUUUGAGGGGUUCUUGUCCUCCUCCAAGAACACUACACUCUUGAGAAGAUCCCGGAAGUUUCAACCGGAAGACAGGCUCUUUUCAUUAUCUUCUGUCACGUCUCCAGCUGCUGAAGAAGUUGCUAGAGAUGGUGGUGUCUCAGCAAACGGACCUGGAAAACCGAAGAAAGGUAGAGUGGCAAGGGAGGCAAAGAGAAGGCAGUCUAGUGAAGCUGAUUUUGAUUAUGAAGACGAUCCUGAUUUGAUGUAGCGACACUCGUGAUUUUUCCCUGUCGAGUUUUCCAAUCAAAUCUUUCUUUUUUCCUUUCUUUUGUUUUUUUNGGGUUUAU
Striga asiatica is the source of this 674-nucleotide messenger RNA. Lineage: Eukaryota; Viridiplantae; Streptophyta; Magnoliopsida; Lamiales; Orobanchaceae. The record is from the annotation of a GenBank genome assembly.